AUGCCCAACAUUCUAUGCACCGGUGAAGAGUGGGAUUGUGGAUUGUUAUGCAACAUCUACGAAUAUGUGCGAGAUGUGCGAGACGACCAAGGGUCUCCAGCUGCGGGUUUCCUGUCAUCGUCGAAGGCGAAGGCAUCAGUUGCGGCCAAGGGACCCUGGGCAAGGCUGGAGGAGCAUUACUCCGUAGUUCCAAGCCAGCUCCUUAGCCUUUGUCUUUCUAUUUCGCUGCUGUUCUACUGGCUCAACCCAGGAAAUCAGCGUCGUGUGACGAUCUGCGCGAAGAGAGUUCUCCGUGGGGACCAAAGGAAAGCGGUACAGCGUAGAAGCUACAGAAACUGUCCGUGGUUCUGGGCCCUCGUCAUUGCGCAGGGAUCACGACAGCACGCGGAUGAAGGCUGUAGCUGUGUGCUGCCUCUCCAUGGAUGGAGCAGCAGCGACGUCUCCCCACAUUGUCGGCCAGCUGGAUCGCUGGGUCUAGCGCCUGACGACGCCCAGCGAUGGGCCGGUGCUGCCGGUCCAGCAGCCCCAAUUCGCCCCCUCCCCGCCACUCCUCAGCAGCUCAAUGCUUCUCGCCCGCCGGUUCCAAGCAGCGACGGCCUAGCAGCGCGCACCGCGACCUGUCCACCAGUCAUAUAUCCCCGGGGGAUCUUCGACGGUACCAAGGCGCCCGCUGCCAUUGUCCACCUUACUCCGCGUUCCCUGUCAUUGUUCCUUCAGCUACAAGGCGUGAGCGAGACUCGAGGGAGCACGGUUCUCCUGUCGCUUGCUGUCAACCAACCCCAUCCGCCUCCAGGUCGGACAAGCCGCCACCACGUCUCCUGCUGGUCCUGCCAAUUCGUGGCUAGUUCUCCUCUCCUCCAUCCCCUUCCAUCGCGCUGGGAGCCCUUUUUCCAUUCUGCUUCUUGCCGAUGUCCUGCGGACUCUGAGUCGCCCAUCUUUGCUGUUGCUUGCCAUCUCGGCCCUUUCGAUAUCUACCACUUACUGCCUUCGCGACUUCUUCGGGCGCGGAGCUUCGACCCGACAGGCUCGGCGGGUUCAAUGUGA
Molecule: messenger RNA, 1044 nt
Organism: Rasamsonia emersonii CBS 393.64
Lineage: Eukaryota; Fungi; Ascomycota; Eurotiomycetes; Eurotiales; Trichocomaceae
Exons: 3
Coding region: 1-1044 (347 amino acids)
Source: RefSeq, a predicted model, not a curated record